AUGUCCGAGUCCGGCGGCAUGCCGCCCCAGCGCCACAUCCAGCACCACGGCGCCCAGAAAUCCCUCCGCCGCCGCCGCCGCCUCCUCUCGGUCACCGCCACGGGCGCUCUCCCGCGCGUCGUCCCGCUCCCCACCGUCUCCGUGCAGCUCAACCUGACGUUUCUCCUCGUGGUCCGCGUGCGGAACCCGAACCCGGCGGCGUUCCGCCACGGCCCCGCCGACACGGCGCUCAACUACCGCGGCGCCGCCGUGGGCUCCGGCGAGGUCCCGGCCGGGACCGUGCCGAGCCGGGGCGCGGCCACCGUGCGGAUGAACAUGACGGUGCAGGCGGACCGGGUCGUGGCGGCCGCCGGGAUCGGGGGCCUCGUCGCGGACGUGGUGGCCGGCGAGAUGGAGUUCGAGGCCAGGACCGAGGUGCCCGGCACGGUCACGCUCCUCGGGUUCGUGAAGCGCGGCGUCGAGGCCAGAUCGGUGUGCCGCGUCGUCAUCGGCGUAGCCGACGUCACCGUUCGACGUCAGGAGUGCCACAACAAGGCCAAGCUGUAA
This is a messenger RNA of Panicum virgatum (switchgrass), 546 nucleotides long. RefSeq lists its product as uncharacterized. Gene Ontology annotation, cellular component: plasma membrane. Bases 1 to 546 code for a protein of 181 amino acids. The transcript has 2 exons. NCBI's taxonomy places the organism in Eukaryota, Viridiplantae, Streptophyta, Magnoliopsida, Poales, Poaceae. The record is from RefSeq and is a predicted model, not a curated record.